Trypanosoma theileri is the source of this 570-nucleotide messenger RNA. RefSeq lists its product as uncharacterized. Bases 1 to 570 code for a protein of 189 amino acids. The transcript has a single exon. The record is from RefSeq and is a predicted model, not a curated record. Lineage: Eukaryota; Euglenozoa; Kinetoplastea; Trypanosomatida; Trypanosomatidae.
AUGGAACAACAAGGAGGUCGUCAAGAAGAAGCAGCAGGACCAUCGAUACCAAAUCCUCCUGAUGUCGUGGCGCCAUCCGAAGAUCGUGUGUUGGAAGAAAAACCACAAAAUGGAAUGGAAGACGGCAAAGCAGUAAAGCCUCCUAGUGCCUCUGAAGAUGAAGAACACAAACAGGAAACAGAAGCAACAGAUGGUGCCACUACAGGACAAAACCAAUCUCCGGGUUCUACUGCAGGAUCACCAGUAGAUCAAGAGACAUCAGGCAACACAGCUGAUAACUCUACACCUGGCACCUCUAAUGCUACCCAGCAAUCUCCUGAAGCUGUUGUUGAUGCGACUUCCCCAUCAGAGUCACAAGAAACCACUUCCACUACUCCGGCUAGCACCGAGAACACUAAUACUGAUGCAUCAGCCACCACUCCAUCACCUGUACCGAACGCAGAGAUCAGCAACAUCGCUUCCACCGUAAAAAACAAGGCCAAUGUUGACAGCAGUAUCAGUCCUGUGUGGAUGCGCACUGCAGCACCACUCCUGAUUGUGGCUGUGUUGGUCUCCGUUACCGUGUACUGA